Messenger RNA from Micropterus dolomieu (smallmouth bass), 1623 nucleotides. RefSeq names its product secretory calcium-binding phosphoprotein 8 (gene scpp8). The coding region runs from base 110 to 592 and encodes 160 amino acids. The record is from RefSeq and is a predicted model, not a curated record. The transcript is spliced from 3 exons. NCBI's taxonomy places the organism in Eukaryota, Metazoa, Chordata, Actinopteri, Centrarchiformes, Centrarchidae.
UUUCUACACAGAUGAACAGAAUCCCAUUGAUUUUAUACAGAAUUAAAGAGAAAUUACAACAAACUAGAGACACCUGCUGCCACAUAAAUCUGACAAGAACCAAUUAGAGAUGGAGCUUCUGACAACCGCUCUUGUCAUUGUACUUCUUACAGCAGCCUCCGCUAAGCCGAUUGGCUGGCGUCUGCACCAUGAUGCUGACAUCACUGAAAAUGACAAGCUCAAGGAAUGGCGGUCUUGGCGGUUCACUGAAUCGUCCAACUCCAAAGAUUCUUCUUCAGAUUCGGAUCAGUCACUGAAUUCAGAUGAAUCUAGUGAAUCCUCAAAAAGUAAAUCUUCCUCUGAGGAAGAUAUAGAUAAGACAACAGUAGUCGUGCCCACCACUGCCAUGAUAACCGUCACUACGGCAGACAGGAGUACCCUCACCCCUGAACCAGACACAGCGAGCACAGAUGAGCCAACUAUUACUGUGACGACUCCACCAACAGUACCGACCACAGAUGUUGUUGUCACAUCACCCGGCAAUGUGACUCAUUGUGUUACCAAGGAAAUUCCAACACCAGCUCCUGUUACAGAAAACAGAGGAGACAACUAAGCAAAUGCCACUCCUCUUAACCAACAGCAAACAACAACUAACAACUAUGCUAUGCUAUUAAAAAUGUGUCUUUUCCAGGAUUUCUGAGUCUAGUUACAGGAACUCAACUUCUAGAAAGAACAGGUCAAUUUUUAGGAGUUUUGAGCAACCCCUCUCUUAAAGCAUGUCAUUUUUAGGCCAUUUUGUGUUCUACUUCUUAAUUUCUUAUCAUGUGCUGCAGCAGAAUUAAUGGGCAUCUUCCACCACAGAUUGAUCAACAACAAGUAGUAAUAUUUAUUUAAAACAACAGGCUAAUUAAUGUGGCAUCAUGAUGAUACACUUUUAUUAACGCUAUUCUCUUCCAAAGAUUCUAAUUUCCACUUUCAUUAGUGUUCCCCAGGGGCCUUUUUCAGCCACCGUAUUGUGACACUACAGAACAACUUAGAUGUGUUUACGUAUUGUUACAUAACAUAAACAAAUCUGUGGCUCAGUCAUGUUUACCUUAAAGUGUUAACUGGUCAGAAAAGUACAGGUAGGAUCCUUUGGUUGAUUUCUUCCUGUGCGCCAAUUUCAGUGUUUCUGCUCCUUACAUACUAUUCAAAGUAUUUGUUUUUAAUUUUUAGUAUUUUAUAAGGAUUUUGUUCUGGAAAGUGUAGCUCCUACAGCACAUGCUUGUUAAAACAAAUAGUUUAAAAUGUCCACCACAUACACAAUAAGUCACCCUUCUGCAUGAAGCAUCCAGAGUAUGUGUCCCACAGCAGUGUGUUUAUAGAGUGCAGGGUGUGUCCUGUUUGUCUUGUCUUGUCUCGCCUGUUGUUUGUACAUGCUGAAUAAGAGUGAGUUAUGCAGCGGUGGGUUGGCUUUAAUUAUGGGUUGUGAAUUCAUAUUUUCCCAAAUUAAACAUGGUUGAGAGGGCUCCAGACAACACCUUAAUGUUGUCGGUUUGUUAUCUUUUAACAUGUGUUGUACUUCAUUUUGUUGAGCUGGAUCUAAUGUGCAUGAUUGAUUGAUUGAGAACUUCUUCUGAAGACAAAUAAAGUAUCUAAACAAAA